AUGGAAACAAUUGUGAUAGACAAUGGUUCUUAUGUCAUGAGGGCAGGUUUUGCUGGUGAAGAAGAACCAAGGUCAAUAAUCCGAUCCGUGGUGGGGCGACCAAAGCACGCACAUUUACCGAUAGUCUUCAACCCAAAUGAGGACGUUUUUUAUGGUGACGAUGCUUAUAACAAAUAUCAAAUACUUAACUUGACUUAUCCCAUUAAAAACAGUGUUAUUACUAAUGCCAAAUAUUUUGGUAACACAUAUACUUCGUUUGAUGAUAUGGAAGGUCUCUGGAAUCAAACGUUUGUUACAGAUCUAAAGAUAACUCCUUCAGACCGUUCUGUCCUUUUGUCGGAAUGUCCAUUCAAUCCCGUUGAGACAAAGUCGAAAACAGCACAACUCUUUUUCGAGAAAUUUGGUGUGAAGUCGCUGUCCUUUAAAGCACAACAAAUUUUAAGUUUAACAUCCACUGGGAGACACACAGGUGUUGUACUGGACUGUGGUCUUUCAGCAUCAUGGUGUGUCCCUAUAGUCGACUGCGAGUGUGUUAAAGACUCGAUUGUUCAGACUCAAGUGGGUGGUCGACACAUCGACGACUAUUUAGUCCAACUGCUUAAAGAACGAUCAAAAUACACAUAUGAAGAUCCUCUUGGUCGCGUGACAAGAGACAUCAAAGAGAAGUUAUCAUAUGUUUCAACAAAUGACAACGUCGACGAAAAGUCCAUAUCCAAGGAAUAUGAGUUACCAGACAAGACUUCAAUCACUAUUGGAAAAGAGAGGUACUUGUGUACUCAACCCCUUUUCGACCCAGCACUCAUCAAUAUUGAAGGCGAUGGAAUACCAAAAUCUAUAGACAAUGCCAUCACUAAGUGUGAUAAUGAUCUUUUGCAAAUGAUGUACGGCAAUAUAGUCAUUACAGGAGGGUCUUCUUAUAGCUUUAAUGGUUUGAUGUAUAAAUUACAGAAUGAAUUGACAAAACUCGCGCCCCCAAAGAUUAAAAUACUAUGUCAGUCAGAUCCCAACACUUCUUUGAUGACUUGGGUUGGUGGCUCUCUCAUCGCCUGUCAGUCUUCUUUUAGUAAUAUUGAAAUCACAAAAGCAAUGUACAACGAGUUUGGCGUUUCUUUGUUUACCAAAAAGUGA
Molecule: messenger RNA, 1128 nt
Organism: Entamoeba invadens IP1
Lineage: Eukaryota; Evosea; Mastigamoebida; Endamoebidae
Product: actin, putative
Exons: 1
Coding region: 1-1128 (375 amino acids)
Source: RefSeq, a predicted model, not a curated record